Molecule: messenger RNA, 3064 nt
Organism: Adelges cooleyi (spruce gall adelgid)
Lineage: Eukaryota; Metazoa; Arthropoda; Insecta; Hemiptera; Adelgidae
Gene: Sec63
Product: translocation protein SEC63 homolog
Exons: 15
Coding region: 203-2617 (804 amino acids)
Biological process (GO): post-translational protein targeting to endoplasmic reticulum membrane; SRP-dependent cotranslational protein targeting to membrane
Cellular component (GO): Sec62/Sec63 complex
Molecular function (GO): RNA binding; transmembrane protein transporter activity
Source: RefSeq, a predicted model, not a curated record
UGCAUAUGACGUGUUACUUCGUUAUGAUAAUUGUUGUACUGGUUAAUAAUUAUUCGUGAAUACUCAAUCGUCUUUCCAUGUCGGAAUAAAAUUAAUUUUUAAAUUAUAUUUUAUUUAUUUUAGGAUUUAAUAAUUAUUUAACACGUAUACGCGCAGCAUGUGCUUUAAGUAAUUUAAAUAAUAAUCUAAUUAAUUCGAAGCGAUGGCCGGCCAAAAAUUUCAAUACGAUGAAAGCGGCGCGACAUUUUUCUAUUUCAUAUUAUCGUUCUUAGCUUUGUUACUGGUGCCGGGGACGUAUUAUUGGUGGCCUAGAAAACAAAGAGAAGACCCAAGAGCAUUGGCAUCAGAAUGUUACUGUCCAGGAUGCAGGAAAAAAAAGACUAUUCUUCAGUCUACAAAACCAUGGGAAUUAAUGAAAAGAAUACUCGUAAAAAUUAUCAUUAUUGCUGGUUGGGCUUUAUUGGCAUUCCUUGCAUAUAAGGUUUCACAGUUUGAUUAUGAGAGUGCAAGUUUUGAUCCAUAUGACAUUCUCAAUGUUCCAAUUGGAACUAAUGAAAAAGCUAUUAAAAAAGCAUAUAGAAAGUUAUCUUUAAUAUAUCAUCCUGACAAGGAAACUGGAGAUGAAAAAAAAUUCAUGAAGCUUACUAAAGCUUACCAGGCUUUAACUGAUGAAGAAUCUAGAAAAAAUUGGGAAAAGUAUGGAAACCCUGAUGGUCCAGGAGCAAUGAGUUUUGGUAUUGCGCUACCUUCUUGGAUAGUUGAAAAAGAAAAUUCAUUUUGGGUUUUGGGUCUUUACGCUCUAGUGUUUAUGAUAGCCCUCCCUACAACUGUGGGUAUGUGGUGGUAUAAGUCUAUUAGAUAUUCUGGAGAUAAGGUUUUAUUAGAAACCUCACGAAUGUAUUACUACUUUCUACACAAAUCAAAUUCGAUUCCACUUAAACGUGUAAUAAUGAUUUUAAGUGCCUCUUUAGAAUUUGAGAAAAAAUAUAACAGUGAGAUAGUGGAAAGGUCUAGUGACGAGCAGGAAAUGCCGCAGUUGAUUAAACAACUAUAUAAUUUUAUGGAGAAAGCUCAGAAGGAACCACCAUUGUCGUAUAAUUAUUCAAUAAAAGCUCGAGCAUUGAUUCAUGCACAUUUAUCACGUUUAGUACUUAAGGCUGAUACAUUAGAUUUAGAUCGUAUGUAUAUUGUAAAAAAAUGUCCUUAUUUAAUUCAAGAAAUGGUCGGUGUAGUUUCUCAAUUGAUUUUGCUUGCAUAUGCUCAAAGAGUUCCUAGGUUACUCAAUAUUGAAACAAUAGAAAACUGUAUGAAACUUUGCCCUAUGGUUGUGCAGGCAUUAUGGGAAUAUAAAAGCCCUUUCCUGCAAUUACCUUAUAUAACUGAAGAUCAUCUUAAACACUUUGACAAUAAAAAGAAACGCGUAAGAAGUAUUCAACAUCUAGCGCAGUUGAAAAACGAAGAGAAGCGCAGCACAUUAAAAUUUUUGUCAGAUAGUCAAUAUGAAGACUUGGUUAAAGUUCUUGGCAGGAUGCCUUACAUUGACUUUAAAGUUCGUUGUGAAGUUAUCGACGAUGAAGCAACUACAGUUUAUACGGCUGGUGCAAUAGUUACAGUAACUGUCCAGCUGAAAAGACAAGAUAUGAAAGUUUUAUUUGGGGACGAAACUUAUGCCGAUAAACAUGUGGAGUUAGAAAAAAAUUCAAAUGAAAAAGAAAAAUCUUUACCCAACGGGGAUUUAACAGAAAAAAAUGACAAUGAAGAAGAUAACGAGACCAAAGAAAAUGAAAAACAACCAAAAUCGACCAAAGGUAUUUGGCAACAAAAGCGUCAAACAGGAAAAAGUAGUAAAAAAAGUAAUACGAAAAAACAAAAAACUAUAUUAUCAGCACAUGCAAAGAAAAAAAUCAAAAAGAAAGAAAAACUAGAAAAAGCUAAGUUGGAUGAUCAACAAGAGCCAAAAGAAAAUGAGUCUAAAGAAAAUGAAGGUGAAAAAAAUGACGAGAAGGAAGAAAAAGAGGAUAAAGAAAUUAAUGAAUCUUCAGAUGAUGAUUCAGACUCUGAAAAUAGUUGCAGCACUGAUAGUUCCGACGAAGGAUCAGAUAAAUCUGAUGCUGAAGAAACAAUAGAUAAUAAAAAAAAGGUGUCUUCAAAUGACGGAGAUGAUGAUGAUGAUGAUGAUUGGGAUAAAUUCCAAUCUGGUUCAAACAAAAAAGAUAGAGUACUUGAAGGUAGAACUAAACAAUCACAUUUAGUUCAUUGUCCUUAUUACCCAGAAGAAAAACAUGAAUAUUGGUGGGUGUACUUAAGUGAUCGGAAAAGUCGUACUUUACUUACAGUUCCGUAUCAUGUAACUGAAUUAGUAGAUGAAGAAGAAAUUCAAUUGAAAUUUACUGCUCCUAGAUGGCCGGGAGUUUAUGUUUUUGCUGUUUGUUUAAGAUCAGAUUCAUAUUUUGGUUUCGAUCAAAUGCAUGAUAUUAAAUUGGAUGUGAAAGAAGCACCUGAACCAUUAACAGAACAUCCACAGUGGGAUAUAUCUGAUGAAGAAAACGAUACUAAAGAAGAAGAUAAACAAAGUGAUAUUUCAGAAUUUACUACUGAUGAAGACGUUGAAGAUUAAAAAAAAAUAAUUUAUUGUAUGUAUUAUGAAACCUCUAUGAGCAACCUGACAUACAAAGAAGUUCAAAACAACAAAAUAAAGUAUGAAGUAAGUUAAAUAAAAUAAAUGGAGUUAAAUGUAACUGAAAUAUUUUGUAUUAAAUAUAAUUGUUUUCAAUCAAAGUAUUUGUUUUUUAAAAAAAAUUAAAUUAAUACUGUUAAAAUUGGUUUAUAGUUGUUUGAAUAGAAAAAUGUAUUUUACCUAUUCUUACAUUUUUAAUAUUUUUAUUAUUAGAUUCAAAGCUAUGAAUCUACACAAUGCACCUGUUGUUUAAUUUAUGAGAUUAUGUUAAUUUAAUUAAGUAAAAUAAAUUGUACUUAAUUUGUUAAGUUCUGAAGAUAUUUAUUAAAAGAUAUUUUGUAUGGGGAUUUUUCAUAAAAAAAAUUAAAGAUUUUUGUUCUGGUUUAA